AUGGUAGCUACCGAGAAGGAACCGCAGGACACUCCUGUCCAUUUCGAGGAGAUGAAACCUCAGUCGGGCAACGUGGAGGUCGAGUUCGACCCGGAGCUUGAGAAGAAACUAGUCCGGAGGAUCGAUCUGCACCUCAUUCCGAUCCUUAGUCUGUUACUUCUCUGUGCUUUUGUGGACCGUAUCAAUAUUGGCAAUGCCAGAAUUCAAGGAUUGGAACAGGACUUGAACAUGAAAGGCAACGCCUACAACAUCGCACUCUUCUCCUUCUUCGUCACAUACAUCCUGUUCGAGGUUCCAUGCAACAUGAUCCUGAAAAAGGUCCGCCCCUCAGCCUUCCUUAGUUUCAUCAUUGGAGCAUGCGGUAUUAUCACCAUUGGUCAGGGCGUCACUCAGUCAUUCGCGGGGUUGGUCGUGUGUCGUGUUUUGAUCGGCCUUUUCGAAGCCGGCUUCGUUCCCGGCUGUGUAUACCUCAUCUCCAUGUACUACAAACGCCAUGAGCUCCAGUGGCGAGUGAACCUCUUCUACACGGCUUCCAUCCUUGCUGGAGCCUUUUCUGGUCUUCUGGCGUACGCCAUCGCCCACAUGUCUGGUAUCGCCGGCUACGGAGGCUGGCGAUGGAUUUUCAUCCUCGAGGGUAUUGCAACUGUCCUUAUCGCAGUCUAUGCCUACUUCACGACACCCGAUUGGCCGCAGACCGCCAAGUUCCUCAGCGAACAGGAGAGAGCAAUCCUUCUAGCCCGGCUUGCAGCCGAUACACCAGACGCGACGAUGAACCACUGGAACAAGGACACCGCCAAACGCGUCUUUGGUGACUUGAAAAUCUGGCUCGGCGCCCUUAUGUACCUCGGCAUCGUCACCACCACCUACAGCACGUCCUUCUUCAACCCCACCAUCCUCAAGCAGCUCGGCUGGACCUCCCUGCGCGCCCAGGUCAUGUCCAUCCCGCUCUACAUCGCCGCCGCCGCCGUCACCAUGACGGCCGCCGUGCUCUCGGACCGCCUGCGCCACCGCUUCGCCUUCAUCAUCGUCGGCUGCCUCGUCACGACCGCGGGCUACGGCGUCCUGCUGGCCAGCCCGUACGUCCCCGUCGGCGCGCGCUACUUCGCGCUCUACCUCGUCACCUGCGGCUGCUGGCUCGUGCAGCCCAUCACCGUCGUCUGGCUCAGCAACAACCUCGGCGGGCACUACAAGCGCGGGGUCGGCGCCGCCGUGCAGCUGUCCAUCGGCAACUGCUCCGGCUUCGUCGCGUCCAACAUCUUCCUGCCGCGCGACGAGCCGCGGUACCUGCUCGGCUACGGCGUCGGGCUCGGCUUCACGUGGCUCUGCGUCUUCGCGGCCUGCGCGUUCGCGGCUUGGAUCCGCAGGGAGAACCGCCUGCGCGACGAGGGGGCGCGGGACCACCUCCUGGACUUGCCGGAGGCGGAGCUGAAUAACCUGGGUGAUGACCAUCCUAGCUUUAGGUUCACGCACUAG
Molecule: messenger RNA, 1473 nt
Organism: Thyridium curvatum
Lineage: Eukaryota; Fungi; Ascomycota; Sordariomycetes; Thyridiales; Thyridiaceae
Exons: 4
Coding region: 1-1473 (490 amino acids)
Biological process (GO): transmembrane transport
Cellular component (GO): membrane
Molecular function (GO): transmembrane transporter activity
Source: RefSeq, a predicted model, not a curated record